CAAGGAUCAGGGAUCAAGGAUAUCAGGCGUGACCAACAUCAUGCUGAGGUUUGAUUACGCCUCUUCCCUACUCUCUCCCUCCCUACUUUUCUCCAAAAGGAUGAUGAAUCCCACCCGCCGUUUGACGUCAUAUCUUGGGAAUCCUUUCAACUUUCGCUGCAAUACAAAAACUGGUACGGGGGUGUUGUUGCCGUUGAACAAACCACUGUGAACCGCCAAUUGGUGAUUUUUCGCGUGGAAUAUCUUGUUUCUUCACACACAUACUUCGAGUGCGUCGCGCAAGUCUUUUCUUGACUACCUGACCGAGUCUGGGUAUAUAGCCUGCCUUUGGAACUGGAAUUUACAUUUCACCCACACACACAAGGGUCUCCUUCCCAUCACCACCAAACAAACCAACGACAUUGCCUGUCUAGGUAUACGUGACUACGAGUUUUCAAAUCGUCAACUCUACCCUACUCUACACAAGUCAGCACAGAUCCGAAAACCAAAAACCAAAACCAAAGACAAAAACAAAAUGCCAAUCAAUACUUCAUCUUCCGACGAGGGAGUCACCGGUGCGGCGAAAUUCGUCACUUCCACCAUUGGUAACACCGUUGGAGGUGUAGCUCGUACAGUCGGAGGUGUCACCGGUGCAGCUGGUAGGGGAGUCGGUGAUACCAUAACUGGCGCGACAGGGAGCCUCGGCAAACCUCUGGGUGACGGGUUGAACAAUGCGGCCACAGGACUCGAGAAUGGCACUCGCAAGGUCGCUCAGGGUGUGGAGGACGCCGGGGAGUGGAAGAGUGGCGCAAAGAGAAUCUGAGUCGUGCAAGAAAACCACCAACAACGACUCGGAUAUUGAAAGAAAUGUACCAUGUCUCUGUUGAUGUGAUGGUGGAAAGAAGAAGAAGAAAAGAGCAUUAAUAGCCCCCGCCCCCCCGAAGGACGAGUAACGGUCAUGACAAAGAUGGGACGAUCGUUUUUCAUCAUCAUCAAAACUGUAUGAAU
Messenger RNA from Exophiala oligosperma, 987 nucleotides. RefSeq lists its product as uncharacterized. The transcript is spliced from 3 exons. Lineage: Eukaryota; Fungi; Ascomycota; Eurotiomycetes; Chaetothyriales; Herpotrichiellaceae. The record is from RefSeq and is a predicted model, not a curated record. The coding region runs from base 515 to 802 and encodes 95 amino acids.